Messenger RNA from Trichomycterus rosablanca, 3236 nucleotides. It is a transcript of the gene csf1rb, whose product is annotated as colony stimulating factor 1 receptor, b. Gene Ontology annotation, cellular component: CSF1-CSF1R complex; signaling receptor complex; plasma membrane. Lineage: Eukaryota; Metazoa; Chordata; Actinopteri; Siluriformes; Trichomycteridae. Gene Ontology annotation, biological process: protein phosphorylation; positive regulation of kinase activity; cell surface receptor protein tyrosine kinase signaling pathway. Bases 19 to 2280 code for a protein of 753 amino acids. The record is from RefSeq and is a predicted model, not a curated record. The transcript is spliced from 18 exons. Gene Ontology annotation, molecular function: growth factor binding; macrophage colony-stimulating factor receptor activity; cytokine binding.
CCGUGGGUGGAUGUGGAGAUGAGUGAGAUGGUUGGUGUUGUUGGAGAAACGUUGAUGAUUUCCUGUUACGCUGUGACCACAGAUCACUCGGCCGUGGUCAGCUGGACCCACUCAGCAGGAAAGGAACUUCAGACCAGGACCUCAGUGACCCAGAACCAUGAUGGUGUUCAUAUGACCAGUGUGCUGAUUAUUCCUAACGUCAGCCAGUCCGACGCUGGGAAUCUGACCUGCAUCGGGAAAAGCUCAGCAGGAGUAAAUACAUCCACCGUCUCCCUGAGGAUCAUGGAGAGGCCGUACAUUCUCCUCACCCCGCUGAUGGCGUCUGGUGGAUCUGACGCAGUGGUGGACCUGAUGGAAGGAAGGACGCUCGAGCUGAAGGUGGGAAUCGACGCUCACCCUGCUGUUCAGGAGACAUGGUGGGACACGCCCCGUCCCCAAAACAUGUCCACCAACCAGCAAACCAUCAACAAGAUCCACAGGAGUUAUAGAUCCGAGGCUUCGUUCUUACUGAGAAGAAUCAGGGGGAGCGAGGGCGGCCGGUACGUCUUCAACGCCAGAAGUGCCAACGUUACCAACUCUACCACAUUCAGAGUCCACGUGUUCCAGAAACCCAGUGUUGUGCUGAGGUGGAAGAAUGGAACUCUGAGCUGUAUCGCCUCUGGAUAUCCAACACCGACCAUCAGCUGGUAUCAGUGUGAACAGUCCCACAGCGAGACUCCCGGCUGUAAUGAAAACACGUCCAGCUCGGCUUUAUCAUCUAACCAGCUCGUGGUGCUUCAGAAGAAGGAAUUCCAGCCUGACCGUGUGGAAAGUGUGUUAAUACGAGAGAUUCAGCCCAACACCAGCAUCAGCUGUGUAGCAGUGAACAGCGCCGGAGAGGAACGAGCCUCGUACCAGAGUCCAGGACCAUAUUCUUCUGUAGCUGCAGAUGAACACUGGAUCUCACGGAUGUUCACCACCAUCGUCAGCGCCGCCUCGGUCCUAUCGGCUCUGCUCUUCAUUCUGUUAGGAGUUUGUAUCUACAGGUGUAAACAGAAACCCAAAUAUGAAAUCAGAUGGAAGAUCAUUGAGAUGAACGAUGGGAAUAACUACACCUACGUCGACCCCACUCAGCUCCCCUACAACACCCAGUGGGAGUUUCCUCGAGACAGACUCGCGUUCGGACAGGUGCUGGGUGCAGGAGCGUUUGGUAAAGUGGUUGAAGCGGCGGCUUACGGCCUGGAAAAAGACGACCGCGUAACUCGUGUGGCGGUAAAAAUGCUCAAACCCAGCGCCCACCUGGAGGAGAAGGAAGCUCUGAUGUGCGAGCUGAAGAUUUUGAGUCAUCUGGGAUCUCAUGCCAACAUCGUUAACCUGCUGGGCGCGUGCACUCGAGGAGGUCCUGUGCUGUUAAUAACCGAGUACUGCAGUCACGGAGACCUGCUGAACUUCCUGCGCAGGAAAGCAUCCAUACUCUUUAACCCAGAACGUUCUUCAUCCUUCUACAGGAACCUGUCUGAUCACCAGCAUCGAGAACAUCGCAACAGCACCAACGGUUACAUGGACAUGCGGGCCAGUCGGACCUCAGACGAUGGUACACAUGGUUCCUCUGAUGAAGGACUGAAGGAUCUGAUGCUGCUGGACAUGAACGACUUACUGAGCUUCUCCAGCCAGGUGGCUCAGGGCAUGGACUUCCUCUCCUCCAAAAAUUGUAUUCACCGUGACGUGGCCGCUAGAAACGUUCUGGUCACUGAAGGCCUGGUGGCUAAAAUCUGUGAUUUCGGUUUGGCGCGAGACAUCAUGAACGAUGAGAACUACGUAGUGAGAGGAAACGCCAGGUUGCCGGUGAAGUGGAUGUCUCCUGAGAGUAUAUUUAACUGUAUCUAUACGGUACAGAGUGACGUUUGGUCCUACGGGAUCUUACUGUGGGAAAUCUUCUCUCUCGGUAGAAGUCCGUAUCCUGAUGUGAAGGUCGACGCCAGGUUCUAUGAGAUGAUUAAGGACGGCUAUCAGAUGUCACAUCCUGAUUUUGCUCCUCCAGAGAUGUAUCAGAUCAUGAUGAUGUGCUGGAAUCUGGAUCCGAACUCACGUCCAACCUUCGGAAAGAUCGUCCAGACCAUCAACACGCUGCUGCCUGAAACCUCGGAGCAGCAGCAGCAGUAUAAGAACCUUCAUCAGGAGCUGAAGGAGAAUUUUUCAUCAGUCAAGUUUGUUUUCAACAAAUCAAACCAGGAUCCACGAGACCAAACACCAGAAGAUCAGCGUCCACUAACCCAGUCCAAUAACUACCAGAUCUACUGAUCCAUAUACCAUGGUCCAGCUCCAUCUCAUCAUGGUUCAUCUACACGUUCAGCACACAAACACUCAGAACUACACACACACAAAUCCAACAGAGCCGCUUCAGAUUUUAGUUCAAAGCUUUUCCACAUAUACAAAAUUAUAACUUCCUCCACUAAUACAUUCAUGUUUAUGUUUCUGUAACACAGUCAGCAACAAGCAGCUUGUGGUGGAAUCACAGUUUGAGUUGUUAGCCGUAUUGUGGUUAUAUUCUGGUGCUUUAUUCUUAUAUUUACUUUGCAAACUUUUUGUAUAAAAGUAUUUAGAGACUCGAGUUUGUGUGGUGCAGUAAAUACAUUUGAGCUCAUACCUGCAACCAACUUACAGUCGAGAUCUUCAUCAUCAAAACACUCAACUCAAACACUCCCUCACAUCUUUGGUUUCAUAUCUCGGUGCUGACAAACUAUUUUUAUAUAUUUUUUUAUAUUUUUUAUUUUUUUACAUUUAAAAAUCCAAAUAUCUGGACAGUUGUUUGAUUAUAUAUUUGAUGUUAAAAAUAUAAGAAAUCAAUGUAAAUACACAGUAAAUACACAAUCGAAUGCAAAAGUUUGUGCACCGUUUGGCAAACUUCAUGUUUUGUUGUUUUUAUGAGUACGUAUGUGAACUCAUCUUCUUUAAAGAACAAACUUUUACACAAAAUACAGUUUAUUUACUGAAUUUACUGUAAUGUACUGAAAAAUAUUUACAAUAUUAAGAGAUUUUAUGUUAAAUCUAAUAAUAAAACAGUAAUUGUUAUAAUCAUUAUCUUCACUUAACAUAUUAACACAUAUUAAGCUCAUUGUUUAGUAGUGCAGCUACAUUAGCAUCAUUACGAGUGUCAUUCCUAUAUUUUAGUAUUUUGUACAUGCUCUGUUCUGAUAUAUUCAUAUUUUGCUAGUAGUUGAUUUUUUGAGUCCUAAUAUGUUGUUAUUUUUUUAUUU